Molecule: messenger RNA, 1399 nt
Organism: Acaromyces ingoldii
Lineage: Eukaryota; Fungi; Basidiomycota; Exobasidiomycetes; Exobasidiales; Cryptobasidiaceae
Product: Tudor/PWWP/MBT
Exons: 8
Coding region: 137-1084 (315 amino acids)
Source: RefSeq, a predicted model, not a curated record
ACCGGCUUGUUCAGACAUUCGAAGCAUAUAGAGCUUCCCAUCCACCACAUUCAGUACUGUGGAAGUGUGCGCAAAAAAGGGCCGACGAUUGUCGAAGAAGCCAACCCGACUCUAGGCCCUGGAUUCAUCUCGCAAAAUGGCAAAGGAAGGAGGCUCAAAGUCAAGCAGGUUCUCUCCCGACGAUGUCGUGCUCGGAAAAGUAAAGGGCUACCCUUCUUGGCCAGCGAUCGUCGUCGACGCAGCAAAUGUGCCCAAGAGUGUCGUGAAACAGAAGACGCCCGGAACUGUCAUUGUGCGCUUCUUUCCCGAUGCCGACUACUCUUUCAACAAGCCAUCGGAGCUUCGACUUUUGGACAAGCGCGAAAUCGAUGCAUAUCUCGGCGACCCGCCUAAGAAGGGCAGUGACAAGCUGAUCAAGGCGUACAAGAUCGCGCAGAACCCCGCCGAGUGGAAUGACGAGCAAAAUGAGAUCGUACGAGAGGCCGAAGAGGAUGCCGAGGAGCAGCAGGAUGAGCUCGAGGGGGACGAUGGGGAGGAGGAAGAGGCAGAAGUGGUGGAGGAGAAGAAGAAGAGCAGCAACAGCAAGAAUGGAAACAAGAAGAAGGCGCCGCCGUCAACAGAGAACAGCAGUGAUAUUAAGAAACGGAAGCUGGGCAAUGGGGAAGCAAAGAGCACCGCAACGCCUUCCAAAGAGGACCCUAACACGAGCGUCGGAGAUGUCACAGUCGAUGCCGAAGGUGACGGUGAAGAAAAAGACCCCAACUUCGACAGGCUUCAUGCCAUCCGUCAUGCGCUUCAGAGAGCAUUCGUGCGCGGCCCCAUCGAUUCAGACAGCAUGCCCGCCUACUCCCAGACCCUUACCGAGGCAGAGAAAUUCGAUGGCAUCAAUGCUCGGAUUUUGGUGCAAACGAAGGUGCACAAAGUCCUCAAAAAGAUGUUGCAACUGGAGAAGGGUGCAAUCCCCCGAGAUGUCGAAUUCAAAAUCUCCGAGAGGUCCAAGGUGCUCCUAGACAAAUGGCAGGAAGUCAUCGCCGGCGCGAAGAAACCGGAGGCGGAAGGGACGGCGGCUGGCACGGACGCUUGAAUGAAUGGCUGUUUUGGAUCUCAUCCGCUCGAAUAUGGCUCAAAAUGGAGCCAGAUGAAAGCAAGCUUCUCGGAUCUCUGUCUCUCACCCCUAGCCCAGUCAUCUGCGGGCUUCUCUAUUUGUUAUAUGGUUCCUCUCUCGCCUUCGCUCCCCCUCCUUUCCCCUUCUCUCUUCGUUACUCGAUUGUUGUACUUUUUCCAAAACUCUAUAAAUCUGUCUCAACAACCACCUCUUUCUUUCCUUUCUUUUGAUGUCUCAUCUGUACCUCCAAAGAGACAAAGAACCUUUCUGACUGAAAGAGACAAUUUUGAGGGG